Neurospora tetraspora is the source of this 608-nucleotide messenger RNA. RefSeq lists its product as uncharacterized. The transcript is spliced from 2 exons. The record is from RefSeq and is a predicted model, not a curated record. NCBI's taxonomy places the organism in Eukaryota, Fungi, Ascomycota, Sordariomycetes, Sordariales, Sordariaceae. Bases 162 to 512 code for a protein of 116 amino acids.
CAAGCGCACAGCACCAGUUCGAGUUAUCAGGACAAAGACUAAGAAACAACCACAAUUCCAUGGCUUAAAAAGGGAGGUGGUGAGAUGCGUGUGAGAGGCGUUGGAAGAAGUCUUGGUCUACUGACCGGACGUGUUCAUGGAUUCACAGGGAGGAGACGCCGAUGACUGAAGCUCGAUGGUUGAUACAGCCAGACCAAAGACUGAAUAACGGGUAUAAAGGCCAUCCAAAGUUGCCUGAGAAAAGUCAUGUCCAGCAGUUCCAUUACCAUCAACCUCAUCAGUUCCAACUCCAACACCAGCCAAACUUCCACCAGCCAAGAUGCAGUUCAGACUCUCCAUCGCCGUCCUUCUCACCUUUGCUCAGCGCCAUUGCCUCUCCCGUCCCGUCCGACGACCUCGCUACCAGAAACCCCGGAGCUGAGGCCGUCGACACUCUGCUCGAAAGGGGUAUCUGCACUUGCCUUUGCGAUCCCUGCAGUGGCCGAUGCAGGCUCUGCGAGUCGGGCGUCUAGAUAGAGAGAAGAUGUCCUUCCACUUUGUAGAUUGCAGAUGGGAUAUGAAGGCCGUCGUUGAGUUAACCCAAAAGGUCAGGGUCAGAAUUGGAAUCG